ACGUGAUGCAUACGACAAAAUUUUUGUUUUUGACUUCCUAUGAGACAGAUAGCCCUCUUUUCGUGUUAGAUCAACUUUCAAUUUAACGAUAUCGCUAUUUUCUACUACAGUUGAAACAGCUAUAAAAUAAUCGUGUGUUUGCAAAUAUCACAGUUUCACUGGUCAUCGGCUUUCGCAUUGUCAGUAAUCCAUUCAGUCACCGAAUCAGUCAACACUUGAUGUAAAAAAAAUAAAUAACGUAUUUUGGGACCAGAAGUUGUAGGAGCAGGCGUGUUAUUUUGACAGAAUGGAAGUGGAAAGCAACCACAGAGAGGAGCGGGGUAGAGACAAAUUGUCGAAAAGGGAAAAAGACAAGAAAAGAUCAAAUCAUCGCUCCAGAAGCAAGGAAAGGCAAAGAAGUCCUGGAAAAGAUCGUCAUCGUCACAGAAGCCGAAGUCGAGACAGAGAGCGAAAACGAAGUAGAAGCAGAAGUCGUAGUCGUGACCGUGGGAAACGACGCCAUAGAGACAGGUCACGCGAGCGUUCUCCACGGCACAGAGAUGAUAUGAAGAAAGAGAAUGAUUCUGUGAAGAGGGAAGAGGAGGAGGAAGAAGAAGGCAAGAAGAAAGUAGUUCCUUUGUCGCUGGAGCAGCUGAUUGCCAAGAAGAAGGCCGAGGAGGAGGCUCUUAGUCGGCCCAAAUUUCUUACCAAAGAAGAGCGAGCUUUAGAAGCGUUAAAAAAGCGCCAGGAGGCAGUAGAAGCUCAGCGAAGAUUGAUUGAGGAGGAGAGAAAGAAACAGAUGGACUUCCUAAAAGAAGCCAAGGAAACCAUGAAUCCUGAGGGUCGCUAUGAGAGGGAACGUCGCGAGAGGAGGGAAAGGAGGGAAAGAGGGGAAGAGGAUGAGAGGGAAAAGAUCAGAGAGGGCAAAGAUAAGGAAAAGGAAACAGAUGCUAUAAAGGAGCGUUACCUGGGUAUCAUCAAGAAGAAACGUCGUCAGCGUCGUCUGAACGACCGCAAGUUUGUAUUUGACUGGGACGCAGGAGAUGACACAUCUAUAGACUACAAUCCUUUGUAUAAGGAGAAACACGCCAUGCAGUUCUACGGCCGUGGCAACAUUGCAGGGAUUGAUGUCAAGGCCCAGAAAAAGGAUCAGUCCAAGUUUUAUGGAGACUUGCUUGAGAGGAGGAGGACUGAAGCAGAAAAAGAGCAAGAAAAAAAACGUUUGAAAAAUGUCGCCAAGAAAGAGGCAAAACAGAAAUGGGAUGACCGUCAUUGGUCAGAAAAACCCCAGUCAGAAAUGACGGAGCGAGACUGGCGAAUCUUUAAGGAGGAUUACAACAUCUCGUGUAAGGGAGGGAAAAUCCCGCCCCCCUUGCGGGCCUGGAAGGAGUCGAAUAUACCCCCAGAGCUGCGGGAGAUCAUUGACAAAGUGGGAUACCAUGACCCCACCCCCAUCCAGAGACAGGCCAUUCCGAUUGGUCUGCAGAACCGUGACAUCAUCGGUGUGGCCGAGACUGGCAGUGGUAAAACCGCAGCAUUCCUUAUCCCAUUGCUGGUCUGGAUUCAGUCCCUGCCUAAGAUAGAGAGAUUGGAAGACGCAGACAAGGGUCCAUACGCCAUCAUCCUGGCGCCAACACGUGAGCUGGCCCAGCAGAUUGAAGAGGAGACCAUCAAAUUUGGGAAGGAACUGGGAGUAAGGACUGUCUCCAUCAUUGGUGGCAUCUCAAGGGAAGAGCAGGGCUUCAAACUGAGGCAAGGAUGUGAGAUUGUUAUAGCUACCCCUGGUCGUCUGAACGAUGUCCUGGAGAACCGAUACCUAGUGUUGAGCCAGUGUACUUAUGUAGUCAUGGAUGAGGCUGAUAAAAUGAUAAACAUGGGAUUUGAACCAGAAGUGAGGAAAAUCUUGGAGUAUUUGCCCGUGACCAAUCAGAAGCCAGAUACAGAAGAAGCUGAGGAUGACUGCAAGAUGUUGGAAAAUUUUGCAUCAAAGAAAAAAUACAGACAGACCGUCAUGUUUACGGCCACCAUGCCUCCCUCAGUGGAGCGUCUUGCCCGCACGUUUUUACGUCGGCCGGCUGUGGUGUACAUUGGGUCCGCGGGCAAACCCACGGAGAGAGUGGAACAGAUCGUCUACUUGGUCUCGCAGAAUGAAAAGAGGAAGAAACUUCUGACCAUCUUGGAGUCCGGUAUGGACCCACCUAUCAUCAUCUUCGUCAACCAGAAGAAGGGGGCUGAUGUGUUGGCCAAGUCGCUGGAGAAAAUGGGAUUCAACGCGACAACCUUGCACGGUGGUAAAGGCCAGGAGCAGAGAGAGUUUGCGCUGUCCAGUUUGAAGGGCGGAGCAAAGGACAUUCUAGUUGCCACGGAUGUCGCUGGUCGUGGUAUUGACAUCAAGGAUGUGUCCUUGGUUAUCAACUACGACAUGGCCAAGAACAUCGAAGAUUACACUCAUCGUAUUGGCCGAACCGGACGUGCUGGUAAGACUGGAACAGCCAUUAGCUUGUUGACCAAUGAUGAUAGCAGCGUGUUUUACGAUCUCAAACAGGUGAUUCUGAACAGCCCGUUGUCGUCGUGUCCACCAGAGCUAGCCAAUCAUCCGGAUGCUCAACACAAACCUGGUACAGUCGUCACCAAGAAACGCAAAGAGGAAACGUUAUUCUCUACGUGAGGAUAGCGAUGUCUGAAAAAGUAAAUCUGUUCUCUGCAUGAGGAUAAAGAUGUCUAGGAAAAUAAUGCUAAUCCCUACAUGAGGAUAGCGAUGUCUGAAA
Messenger RNA from Liolophura sinensis, 2747 nucleotides. RefSeq names its product probable ATP-dependent RNA helicase DDX23. The record is from RefSeq and is a predicted model, not a curated record. Lineage: Eukaryota; Metazoa; Mollusca; Polyplacophora; Chitonida; Chitonidae. The transcript is spliced from 16 exons. Bases 287 to 2647 code for a protein of 786 amino acids. Gene Ontology annotation, molecular function: ATP binding; nucleic acid binding; RNA helicase activity.